Molecule: messenger RNA, 648 nt
Organism: Coccinella septempunctata (seven-spotted ladybird)
Lineage: Eukaryota; Metazoa; Arthropoda; Insecta; Coleoptera; Coccinellidae
Exons: 4
Coding region: 60-578 (172 amino acids)
Source: RefSeq, a predicted model, not a curated record
UAUGUUUCUAUAUCGAUAGUUUUCAGCGGGUCCACGGCACAUCAGUUCAUAUUUCGAAAAUGAAGCAGUUAGUUGUUGUAGCUGUUCUUGGAAUUUUUGUCAGUGUCGUUAGGUGCAAAGUAGUGGUAGAAAAAAUUGAACAAUGUGGCGAUGCCACGAAUUAUAAAAUCAAGUUCACCAGCCAUUUAAGGGAAGAAGGAGGAAUUCAAAUAGCUGGAGGAACUUUGAAAACCGACAUAGAAACAGGAGAUAAUGUUGAAAAUAACGUGGAUAUUUAUACAUUGGAUAAUGGUGAAUUCAAAUUUCUCAUCAAUGCAAAAGAAACAUGGUGCAAUUCUCUCCAUAAUUAUAUGGGUGAUUUCGGCUAUGACAUGCAGAAAGCUGCUGGAAUAAACCCAGGAACCUGUCCAUUACCUGCAGGCGAAUAUUCAAUAAAAGAUCAUCCACUAGAUUUUAGUAAAUUCAAAUUCAGAGAUGUUCCGAAGGGAACACUAAAAAUGGUUGAUAAUAUAUUGGACUUGAAAACGAAAGAAAAACUGGGAUGUAUCGAAAUGCAAGUGCGCAUUGAGGCUGAUUAAGGAAAUUAGAACUUUCAAUAUUUCAGAUCUAUAAACCAAGAAAGCUUCAAAUAUACAUUGAAUAAGUACA